This is a messenger RNA of Rhodotorula toruloides NP11, 2091 nucleotides long. RefSeq names its product glycosyltransferase family 90 protein. The record is from RefSeq and is a predicted model, not a curated record. NCBI's taxonomy places the organism in Eukaryota, Fungi, Basidiomycota, Microbotryomycetes, Sporidiobolales, Sporidiobolaceae. Bases 1 to 2091 code for a protein of 696 amino acids. The transcript is spliced from 9 exons.
AUGCAGUCCAUCCCGCAUCGCUCGCUGGUUGUCGUGGAGAACUACCAUUUGACAGCCGACGGCGAAUCCCGCGACUUCCCCGCCUUCGCCUACAGCGGCUUUGAACCGUACGCCGACUCGCCUCGCAUCGGCUCGCCAGACUCGUCGAAAUCCGACUCUCCCCUCCUCAAGACUCCUCGUUCGCCCUUCCCUUACUCGCCUGCACUCUCGACUCGUCGAGUUCGCAGAAGCGCUCGAUCAAGCCGGGUACUCUGGCUCGCCGUGACCAUUCUCGCUGGCGCAGCCCUCCUCAUCCACCAGCACGAGCGGCCUGAGGUGCGACUCGCGGCGAAACGGAUGCAGAGCGUCGCCUCGAAGGUCGCGGAACAGCGGUGUCGGUACAUGUCCUGGUUGUCGUCCUGCCCCGACCCGUUCGCCAACCUGCGCUUCGAGGAGGACCACGGCGAGAUCCUCUACCCUGCCCUUCCGGCCGACCUCUCCGCUCGAACCGACGUCGUCCCGCCUCAACCACAUCCUAUCCACCACCUCAUCCGCGAAGCCGAAUUCGCAUGGCACCGCAAAGUCUCGCGCCAAAGCCGAACACUCGAACAAGCAGUCGCCGAGUACCGGCGACGGUACAACCAGCCCCCUCCUCGCGGCUUCGACGCCUGGUUCCGUUUUGCACAGUCGAACAACGUCCAACUCCUCGACGAGUACGACUCGAUCUACGAACGCAUCCUGCCUUUCGCCGCCCUCUCGCCGGAAGUCCUGCAAGAACGCAGCGCGGUAUUGCAGAAUGUGACAGGCGAGGAAGAGUAUUGGAUCCAUCAACAUACAGCGACGAUCAAGUUGCGGCAUGAGGAUGGCGUGGGCAAACUGGAGGCGGAGGGACCGGGGACGAAGGCCAACCCGAGGGCCGAGCAGAUGAUGGCGCUCCUCGAGGGCGUCAAGGACAUGCUUCCCGACUUGAACAUCACCAUCACCUCUGCCGAUGUCCCCUGGAUCGUCCUUUCCGGCGCGCACAAGCAGAUGCACGAAGCCGCUGCGCAGGCUGGAAAGUUCCUCGACGACAAGGCGACCUUCAAGGACAACUGGGACCUCGACGGCUGGCAAGUCAUUUGCCCUCCUCAGUCACCGCUCCAAGAAGCCGAGCACUUCGAGAAGCGCAUGGACUGGCAAGCUCCGGAGAAGACGAGCUUUAUCGGGCUUGACCAUGUCAAGGCGAUGGACGUUUGCCAGCAUCCGGAGAACCAGGCCAUCCAUGGCUUUACUGCUUGGCCCGGCCCCCGCCCCGGCUUCCUCUUCCCUCUCUUCUCCUUCACCACCUCCUCACUCCACUCCGACCUCCUCCUCCCGCCUCUCGAACAAUACGAAGCCCCUGUCGGUCCCGAUCUUCCAUGGGCGCUGAAGAAGCACGACAAGGCGCUUUGGAGGGGCUCGACGACUGGGAGCGAUUUGACGCAGCCCCAUGCGAGGAAGUAUAGCCAGAGGGUUAGGUUGGCGAAGCUACCUUACGCGACCGGCCAACUCUCCAUCCCUCUCGCCGCGCACGACCGCCCCGGCUCUCCCAGCCGUGUCGAAUCGCAAGUCAUCCCGACGAUGCACCUAACGGACGAGUUCCUCGACGUCAAGUUCGCCGGCUGGCCGGCCCAGUGCGGGACGGAACAGGAGUGCGCAAGCUUGGAGCGCGAGUUCGAGUUCGAUGGGUUCAUGCCGGUCGAGGAGCAGAAUCAGUACAAGUAUGUCAUCGACGUGGACGGUAACGGCUGGUCCGGCCGCUUCCAUCGUCUCAUGGUGAGCAACUCGCUCGUUCUCAAGAGCACCAUCUUCCCUGAAUGGUACUCAGACCGCAUCCAGCCUUGGGUCCACUACGUCCCCGUCAAGACCGACUACACCGACCUCCUCCCCAUCAUAGCCUUCUUCAAAGGCUCGCCAUACGACGGGUCGGGCGGACACGACGAGUUGGCGGAGAAGGUCGCGAGUGCUGGGAAGCAGUGGACGGAGCAGAACUGGCGCUGGGUCGACAUGCAGGCGUACCUCCUCCGCUUGCUCCUCGAGUACGCCAGGGUCAUGAACCGCGACGACAAGGGAACGAUGGACUACGUCGCUUGA